Amphiprion ocellaris (clown anemonefish) is the source of this 7528-nucleotide messenger RNA. Its product is annotated as zinc finger protein 184-like. Gene Ontology annotation, molecular function: DNA-binding transcription repressor activity, RNA polymerase II-specific. The coding region runs from base 97 to 3114 and encodes 1005 amino acids. The transcript has 6 exons. Lineage: Eukaryota; Metazoa; Chordata; Actinopteri; Pomacentridae. The record is from RefSeq and is a predicted model, not a curated record. Gene Ontology annotation, biological process: negative regulation of transcription by RNA polymerase II.
GAACACACCCGGAAGAAGUGAAGUUUUAACGCAGACGUCCUUUGGUUUCCUGAUGUAUGGAAGUUGUGAAAUACGGUUGUGUUGUCGCGGAUAAAUAUGUCAGCAGUCGAAGUGAGGAUGUCUUCAGCUUUGAGACAUUUUAUAAACGAGAGACUAACUGCUGCUGCUGAAGAAAUAUUCUCAGAGUUUGAGAAAACCAUCGUCCAGUACGAGGAGGAGAUCGAUCGUCAGCGCAGACUGCUGGAUGUCAUCUGGAAACCACAGAUAAAGUUACACACUUUAGACCUCCCACAACAUUAUGUCUGUAGGGAGAGCAAGGUUUUUGCUGAUCAGCAGCUCUGUGACCUUAAGAAGAACUUCUGCCUGGACCAAGAGGAACCAGGACCUCUGCGGAAUAAAGACGGGCAGGAGAAACUCUGCACCAGUCUGCGUCAUAGGGGCCUAGAUCUUCCACAGAUAAAAGAGGAACAGGAGGAGCUCUGCACCAAUCUGCAUCGGGAGGACACAGAGCCUCCACAGAUUAAGGAGGAAGAACAGGAACUUUGCCUGAGUCAGGAGGCAGAGCUGCUUGUGCUGAAGCAGGAGGCUGAUAACUUUAUGGUGACUCGCAGCAACAAUGUAGAAAACUCUCUGACAUCAGAGAGUCACUGCAACACUGAUGCAGCUGAAAAGCCAUAUGUUUGCAACACCUGUGGGAAAAUUUUCAGUUAUAGUGCUGCCCUCACAGUCCACAUGAAAACUCAUAGAGGUGAGAUGCCGUAUGCUUGUGAAAUAUGUGGUAAAGGCUUUUAUGAGACUUUUUUGCUGAAAUAUCACGAAAGAAUCCACACAGGUGAAAAGCCAUUCUCAUGUGAAAUAUGUGGGAAAGGUUUCAGAAGUAACGAUGGCUUGACUGUCCACAUGAGAAGCCACACAGAUGAGAAGCCUUUCCUUUGUAACACCUGUGGGAAAAGAUUUACUGUCUCAUCAGCAUUUAAAAGGCACGUGGCAAUCCACACAGGGGAAAAGCCUUAUUCAUGCAUUACAUGUGGGAAAAGUUUUACUCAGAGUGGGAAUUUGACUGUCCACAUGAGAACUCAUACAGGUGAGAAGCGGUAUUCUUGCAAAACAUGUGGGAAAAGUUUCAGUCGAGGUGGUAAUUUGGUUGCCCACAUGAGAAUUCACAACAAUGAGAGGUUGUUCACCUUUAGACUGUACUUCAGCAAUGAGCCCCUGAGGACUCUGAGUCAAAUUCUGAAGUACUCCAACUCCUGCACCAUCAGUCUUUAUGGACGCGUCGAGGUAGAAGACGGUUGUAUUGUCGAAUCUCAGGACAAUAUUUCAGCCGCUGAGGUAACAAUGACUUCAGUCCAGAAUCUGAGAGAGUUGAUCAACCAGCGACUAACUGCUGCUGCUGAAGAAAUAUUCACAGAGUUUGAGAAAACCAUCGUCCAGUACGAGGAGGAGAUCGAUCGUCAGCGCAGACUGCUGGAUAACAUCUGGAAACCACAGAUCACACAACACACAGCAGACUUACCACAGCAAUAUGUCUGUAAUGAAGAGGAGGUUCUCGCUGACCAUCAGCCCUGUGACCUGGAGAGGAACACCAUUCAGGUCCAGGAGGAUAAAGAACCUCUGCAGAUUAAAGAGGAACAGGAGGCACUGUGCACCAGUCAGCAAGGAGAACAGCUUCUAUUGAAGCGGAAGACAUAUACAGUUAUGCUGGUUCAGUGCAAGUCCAAAUGUGAAGAGAUAUUCGGAGUCUUUGUAAAAACAGUUGUCCAGUACGAGGAAGAAAUCAACCGUCAGCGCAGACUACUUAAUAUCAUCCAGAAACCUGAAAUAAAGUUACACAGAUUAGACCUCUCACAACAAGAUGUCUGUAAGGAUGAAGAGGUUCUUGAUGACCAGCAACUCUGUAACCAGGAGAGCAACUCCAGUCUGGACCAGGAAGAACUGGAGCCUCCAUUAAUUAAAGAGGAACAGGAGGAACUCUGCACCAGUCUGGACCAGGAGGACCCAGAAUUUCCCCAGAUUAAAGAGGAACAGGAGGAACUCUGCACCAAUCUGGACCUGGAGGACCCUGAGUUUCCACAGAUUAAAGAGGAACAGGAUGAACUCUGCUCCAGUCAAGAUGGAGAGCUGCUUGUAGUAAAGCUGGAGUCUGAUACCUUUAUGGUGACACCUUCUUGUGAGGAAAGUGACCACAAUGAACCAGAACCAAACAGUGACCAGAUCCUGUCUCACAACUCUUCUGUAGCUGAGGACCUAGAUCAAGAAGGAAGCAUGCAUGCGGAUGGUGGGUCUCUUAAAAAUGCAGAAUUUCAGCUGAAGUGUAUAAAAUGUGAUGUUUGUGGAAAAGCCUUUAAGGAUAAGUACCACUUGAAGAAACAUUACCGAAUCCACACAGGUGAGAAGCCAUAUGCUUGUAACACUUGUGGGAAGAGAUUUUAUGAGAUUUAUUUAAUGAAAUAUCAUCAAAGAACUCACACAGGUGAGAAGCCAUAUUCUUGUGAAGUGUGUGGUAAGAGUUUCAGAAAAAGCGGUAAUCUGACUAUCCACAUAAGAACUCAUACAGGUGAGCGACCAUACCUUUGUAACACCUGUGGCAAAAGAUUUACUGACUCAUCAACAUUUAAAAAGCAUAAGGCAAUCCACACGGGGGAGAAGCCAUAUUCUUGCAAAGUAUGUGGAAAAGGUCUCUCAAGUAACUCAGUUUUGUUGGUCCAUAUGAGAACCCACACAGGUGAGAAGCCAUACCUUUGCAACACUUGUGGCAAAAGAUUUUCUGAUUCGUCCACCUAUAAAAAGCAUGCAGCAAUUCACACAGGUGAAAAGCCCUAUUCUUGCAAAAUAUGCGGAAAAGGUCUCUCAAGUAAUUCAGUGUUGUUGGUCCACAUGAGAACCCACACAGGUGAGAAACCUUACCUUUGCAAAACCUGCAAGAAAACAUUCAGUUCAAUGUCAGCUAUGAAAAAGCACACAAGAGUGCACACAGGUGAGAAGCCGUACCUUUGUAACAUGUGUGGGAAAAGGUUCUCUGACUCAUCAGCAUUUAAAAGACAUACCGCAAUCCACACAGGUGAGAAGGCCCAUUCUUGUGGAACAUGUGGGAAAAGUUUCACCCACAGGUGAAAAGUCAUAGUUCUAAUUCGUCUGUGGGACCUAAGCUUGAAAAACUGAAAAUUUGUUCAAGUUCAAAGUAUAUCUUUCAGAUUUAAACACCUUUAGACUAGUGCUGGGCGAUAUGGAAAAAAAAUCAUAUAUCACGAUAUGGAUUAUUUUAUAUCACGGUAACAAUAUAUAUCACGUUAUAGCACAUUAAAGUAUGUUUUCAGUUAUUCUCUGAAAAGUUUGACAAAAAUGUCAUUGCUUACUUUUCUCCAUGAAACUUUAACCUGUUGCUAGGGCUGGACCCAAAUAUUUGGUCCCCAUGGUGGUAUGCGGAUAUUAAUUUUGAGAUCCGAAUAUUCGCCCCCUCCUACCUCCACCCCCCGUCGGGCGUUACGAACCGAGCCGAAAAUUCGGCUCUUUCCUCCGUUAGCUCACCGCCUCUGACCUCACGGAGCGAACCAAAUAUUCGGGUCGUUCCUCCGUUUGUCUCCCCCCCCCCGGACGUUACGAAGUGGACCGAAUAUUCGUCAUUAAUAGGGCCCGAAUAUCCGGAGCGUAGAAACUGCUAUUCAGUCCAGCCCUACCUGUGGCGCGUCCAUCGUUCAGCACUCGUGAGUUAAGCAACAUAAAGCAAGUCGCAAACCCGCGUGAGAAUCAAAGAACGUAAAGCAGCGUCAUGUCGCAAAAACCACAAGACGGAGUUUCUUUGUGAAAAAUCUCCUUUUUAUUCUUCUUUAUUUUCACUUAUGUAAACUUAGAGUAUGCAUAGUGACAAGAAAACACUAAUACAAUCGUCGCAGGCUAUUUAGUGAUAUAUUUGCUGUAAUAAUUGAUAAAAUUAGGUUAGAAAGAUAGAAAUGAUAGAAGAGAAAUGGCACAAUAGACACUUUUCUAUCGUUCUCACGAUAUGUAUCGUCAUAUCGCCCAGCACUACUUUAGACUCUGCUACAACAGCCAUUCCAAGAGUGUAUUGCAUGUCACACAGUUAGAGAUGGAUCCAGAUCUAUGAAAUACUAGAUCUUUUCUGCGAUUGUCCCUCAUAGUUAGAAGUUACUGUCUCCAAAUCUUUCUUUGUGAAUGCUUCCGUAGAAUCUUGGUGCUACAAUGUAAGUAGAAAAAAAGCCUUAGAGGAGAAGACCUCAAAAAUGUAAUGCAGCAGCAGGAUAGAAGAGUGUUUGUCCUCAUUUAUACACAUUAGCAACCUGCUGCUUGAAUCUUAACUUUCUUGUUGAUUCUGUUUGUGAUUUUUGCCUGCCACAAACUCCCCUUAAAUAUUGUAUUUUCUCUGACCAUAGCAAAUGUCUGGGAAAUACUUUUAUUUCUUUCUUUUUUAAACUCAGAACCUAUUAAAGAUGUACAUGCACAUGUUUUGCACCCUGGUUUUAUUUUUGGGAAAACAAAAACAGCAGCUGGAUUUCUGUGAUUCGCUGAACUUUAAAUCACAGCAAUCACAACAGUGACUGAGCCAAACCAUUCGAUGUUGCCUCUGAGUUUAGCAGAAUACAACUAGAUCAUUUUUGUCUACAAUUUGUGAAUGUUUCUCAAGUUGUGAUUAGAUGUUUGUACAGUAAUCUGCUGUUCCAGCAUGUUUUCUUGCCACAUUUUGGUAAAGAUGCCUUUCCUUGUGGCUUCCUCUUGUUCAGAUCGACUCUAUUGUCUGAAUGGUAAAUAUGGGCAACUGGUUAGCUUAGCUUAUCAUGAAGGUUGGGAUUGUGGACCUAUUAAAUGUACCUAUCAAUAGCUAUAAAGCUCAGUGAUAAACAUGUUGUAUCUCAUUUGUGUCAUCUGAAGUGUGACAGCACCAUGUGGCUGUAGCAGACCUGGCCGUCAGUCUUCUCAUCUAAAAACGCAAACAUAUUUUCUAAAGGGUCAGACUCCUGCUUUAAAAAGACUCUCACACAGUCUUAUUUCCAAGAAUGCGCAAUGUUUUGGUGCUUUCUUGGGCAAAUUCAAAGGUAACCCCAGACUAUGUAGAAAUGGACAACAAACCCCAACGAAUAAGUGUUUAGCAGAAAGGGAAACAUGCAGGUAACAGUUUUCCAAAUGUAAAUACAGAAUCACAGGAAGAUUCUAGGAAUUAGUUCACCAAUAAGUAUCUUGGAAGCCAGUGUUUGAAGAGUGUGAUUCCAGUAAGUCUCAUGCUCUUUGAGUGUUUUACUAUACAGGUUAUUCAAAAAAAAUGAACCAAUUUCAUUACACAAUAUUUUAAUUAGGAAAAGCGAUAGAAAACUCCAGCCAAGUCACGAGUAUUCUACUCACAAUCAGCUUUUAUUUCCUGUCUUACAAGCGUUCGAUGCUUCCACCACCUGCAGCAUGGACAACAUCAAUGCAAUAAGAGAAUUCCACCCAGACGCGUAUCAGCUGAUCACAAUCCACGGAGAUGAUCGCUGUUAUUUGAUGUCAUUCGAUGACCUUAAACAUCAAAUAAAAGUUGAUUGUGAGUAGAAUGCUUGUGACUUGGCUGGAGUUUUCUAUUGCUUUUCCUUCUUAAAAUAUUGAAACCGGUUCAUUCUUUUUGAAUAACCCUCUAGUUCUUGCCUCUUGGUGGUAAGGUGAUGUGUUUUUUCCCUGUUGAAAAUUGAAAUGUCUUCACCUUACCAUGAGGUUAGUGCCAUGAGAUGACAGAGUAUGUUGUGAAGUGGUGGUAAGAGUGGAGUUGAGCUGAAUGUUCAGUCCCACAGAGGACCAACGACAAGUUGUCCUGAUGAGCGUCACUGAGAUGUUCAGCUAUGGGUUUACCACGAUCAUUCCGGUGUGUUGUGCUUUUAUGCUCACUGAUCUGUUGUUUUAUAAUUCUGGUGGCUUUCCUCAACACAAUGAUACACAACUGAUGACGCUGUUGUUAGGAAAUAUUUUUGCAUGUAUUUAAGUUUUAAUGGUGUCAUUGCACCAGCAGUAGUUUCUGUUGGGAAGAGGGUGCAAGCAUGUCUGCAUUACUUGACUAAGUUUCUCCUGGUCAGCGAGGCACAGGCCAAGUGAUGCCUUAUAGUUUCCCCCCAGAGUUUAAGAUCUAAGGGCCAACUUACAUGUUUGGAUAAUUGUCAGUGGUAGAUACCUCCACUGUGCAAAGCUAAUCUUUCUACUUUACAAACUCCUCUGUAGAAUGACAGACCUUUCUCAAUGCAGUCCCUCUUUCACCUCCCUCUUUCAUUACUAUAUUUUGAUGUAAAUUGUGAGUUGCUUUCACAACGGUUCAACAGGCAACAAAACUGAUAACUCACCCAAGCUUCUACUAUAAAUAUGUUUGGAGCUGGUCAUCAUUCUCCUACAUAUCUGCUUCAUAAAAUAGAUGUGCAAACAGUUAUUUCAUCUUAAAUCCUGCUCCUGCUUUAAAAUAACAAAGAUGAAAGUCAGUUUACGCUUUUCUUGCCAACAAAUAAUCUCUCCUUAUCUCCCUGUUGCUCGUAAAAUGGCAACAAAUGAUGUUGUGGGACUAACUCACCUUCAUCUGGCCUUGAAAAUAGUGACUUUUGUACAAAAUAAAUUGCUUUACAUUUUGUUUAUUUGAUUGGUCUGUUUUACCUCAAACUGCCACUUAUUUUCACCUAACGCUUCAUAUUUGACAUUUAAAAAAAAAGUAUGUUUGAGCUUCUUUUUUGGGCCUUAUGGAAAGACAUGCAGCAAAUGGCCGUGGGUCAGAUUCGAACCCAUAGCCGCUACAUCAGAGACUGUAGCCCCCGAUGUAGCGGCGAUGGGCAUCUCCAUGUACUGUAGUGGAUAGUCUAUUAACGGAAAAAACUUUUACUUCUUCCAAAGAUGAUUUUUGUUUUCUUUCUCAAUUCUUACUUGUUUUUUUAAAGGAUUAUGAAACGGAAUAAUAAAGUGAAAGGGGGAGACUAAAACUUACCACCUUUUUAAUUUUCUUCUUUACAAAACCCAACAUAAAUGACAUUUCUUUAUCCAAUUUGCAUUUUAUUUUGUUUUUAUGUAAAAUUUCCACUUUUUUAACUUCAAAAUAUUCUCCAAGUUUUUUUUUUUUUUGGUUGAUUUGUGUUUUUUUUCCAUUUGCCAGCUCAACAUGUUGAGCUACCCACAUACACAGUUUGAACUUUUUUUCUGGUUUUGGCAAAAAUCUCAAUUUCAAACUGUGAAUCCCAAACCUUAUGUUUUACAGCUCUGAGGUUUAUUUCGCUGUUGAAUUGAACAAAUGUAAGAAUUAGCACUUUGGGAAAAAAGAGGGAACAUUAGUGUAGCAUAUUAGCCUGAAACUGAAUCAUCAUCAGUCAGAGAGGAAAGCAGUCAGUCGGAUGAAUCAGAACAUACAGUUGUUUAAAACAGUCACUUAGCUGUAACACACUAAAAGAUUAGUGAUCUUUGUACUAAUAGUAGUUUAUAUUGUAGCAUAUUUGGACCUGUACAGAAAGUUCCCUCUGUUAAUUGUUUUUUUAACUUCUCUCUGGUUUGCCAAUAAAAUAUUGAUGAUACUCUGCUUCAA